Molecule: messenger RNA, 1005 nt
Organism: Gossypium raimondii (Peruvian cotton)
Lineage: Eukaryota; Viridiplantae; Streptophyta; Magnoliopsida; Malvales; Malvaceae
Product: NADH dehydrogenase [ubiquinone] iron-sulfur protein 7, mitochondrial
Exons: 2
Coding region: 113-751 (212 amino acids)
Biological process (GO): aerobic respiration; mitochondrial respiratory chain complex I assembly; electron transport coupled proton transport
Molecular function (GO): quinone binding; 4 iron, 4 sulfur cluster binding; NADH dehydrogenase (ubiquinone) activity
Source: RefSeq, a predicted model, not a curated record
CACAAAACAUAAACCAUAGCCCGAGAGUGAGUUGGUAACUGAGUCAUAAUCUUCCAAAUCUCUGGGCCUCCCCAAAGCGAACCCUCUCUUCUCUAGAAACCACCGUCGAGCCAUGGCUCUAAUCACCCGAACCACCGCCAAUCGCCUCCCUCACCUCCUCUCCCUACAGCGUGCCCUCGCUAUUCACACCACCGUCCCUUCUCUCUCCUCUUCUGCCACCCCAACCACAUACGCUCGCCCUUCUCCGCCGUCCACCUCCGGCACUCCCUCCAGUCUGUCUAAGCCUGCUGAGUACGUGAUCUCCAAGGUCGAUGACCUCUUGAACUGGGCCCGUCGUGGGUCCAUAUGGCCCAUGACUUUCGGCCUCGCUUGCUGCGCCGUCGAAAUGAUGCACGCCGGUGCUUCUCGCUACGACUUCGAUCGCUUUGGUGUCAUUUUUAGGCCUAGCCCUCGCCAAUCCGAUUGCAUGAUUGUCGCUGGCACUCUCACCAACAAAAUGGCCCCUGCUCUUCGCAAGGUUUACGACCAAAUGCCAGAGCCUAGGUGGGUGAUUUCAAUGGGAAGUUGUGCAAAUGGUGGUGGGUACUACCACUACUCAUACUCAGUUGUAAGAGGUUGCGAUAGAAUCGUCCCUGUUGACAUCUAUGUUCCUGGUUGUCCACCCACUGCAGAGGCGUUAUUGUACGGAGUUCUUCAAUUGCAGAAAAAGAUCAACAGGCGCAAGGAUUUCCUCCAUUGGUGGUCCAAGUAAGAAAAUUUGCAAGUUACUUCAGGGCUAUUUGCACUGCAUUUUGCAGUGUUGAGUAACAAAUAAAUAAAAUCAAACUUUCUGGUGAAAUGCCAUGUAGAUGGAGAUUGUUAAGAAAAGCUUUUGAUUAUAAAAGUUCAUGGGGUUUCUAUUACUUUGCAUGGUGACUGUACUUCCUGUAUCAUUUGGAACUUCAGUUUUUGUUUCGGAUUUAAAUGGGUAUGAAAUAUGAAUAAUUUCAUUGUUUUGUUGUGGUA